GUCGCAACAGAACAUAGAUUAGGAAUGAUAAUAUUUUUGGUUCUAUGGAUUGCUGUUAUAGUCGAUUUUGUGUUUGCUAUGCUAUUAUUUGUUUUUGGUGUUAAAGUAUUGAGAAAUUUUGGUCAAGGAUUAAAAGAGCGUAUUAACAAGAAAGAUGAUCAAGACGAAACUAUUCCACAAACUCCUGUCCCUUUGGUACAAAUUUGGGAUGAUCUGGAAGCCGAGCCGG
This is a messenger RNA of Racocetra persica, 229 nucleotides long. The record is from the annotation of a GenBank genome assembly. Lineage: Eukaryota; Fungi; Glomeromycota; Glomeromycetes; Diversisporales; Gigasporaceae.